Ipomoea nil (Japanese morning glory) is the source of this 342-nucleotide messenger RNA. RefSeq lists its product as uncharacterized. NCBI's taxonomy places the organism in Eukaryota, Viridiplantae, Streptophyta, Magnoliopsida, Solanales, Convolvulaceae. Bases 1 to 342 code for a protein of 113 amino acids. The record is from RefSeq and is a predicted model, not a curated record. The transcript is spliced from 4 exons.
AUGUGUGCCGGGAUACCAACCAAUUCAGAACACUCCCUAUCCCAUAAUAGGAACGGAGCGUCUCCAAGACCUUUAUCUAGGACAAUCACUCUUACACGUCCCAUCAUUAAAAAGUUUCCUGUUACAUCCCGGGGACAUGCAAGAUAUGUACAUCCAUCCAAAAGAACCGUCAAUUGCAACAAUUUCAGCAGCUCCUUGACUGUAGUUACAGUCAAGGCACCACUUGUAAAAUCAUCAAUGCAUGUGGAUUGGGACAGCACUGUUGCAGUACUUAUACUUCGUAAAGGACUGGUUGAAGCAUUUAACCUACAGGUGAUACGAACUGAAGCAAAUGUGGAAUAG